Messenger RNA from Dinoponera quadriceps, 3631 nucleotides. It is a transcript of the gene csul, whose product is annotated as protein arginine N-methyltransferase 5. Gene Ontology annotation, cellular component: nucleus; cytosol. Lineage: Eukaryota; Metazoa; Arthropoda; Insecta; Hymenoptera; Formicidae. The record is from RefSeq and is a predicted model, not a curated record. The coding region runs from base 295 to 2178 and encodes 627 amino acids. Gene Ontology annotation, biological process: peptidyl-arginine N-methylation; regulation of DNA-templated transcription. The transcript is spliced from 13 exons.
CUUCAUACGAAGCGUUCGUCAAAUUUUGACUUUUACAAAAACCCUCUCUGGAGUGUACCGUGAAUUUACCAAUUUUACUGAUUUUACUGAUUACAGGUGUCUCCGUAGUUUCUGCUGCAGAUUCUAAACACUUUAACUGAUUAUAACCUCUGAUUGCUACAAAUGUAUCAUCAUUUUAUAUAAAUUAAUAUUAUUAGUAGUAUCUACAUGUAAAAUAAAGAUAAAACAGUGUUAAACAAAUCAGUAUUAAUAUUUGAGAAAGGGAACAUACUGUAUACUUGACGAUAUAUUGAAAUGACAAAUCAAAAGCCAAUUUCUUGUGGAUUGGAUUUCUGUUGUGCUGCAAAUCUAAAUGAUUGUCUAUUCACCGCAACUUCUUCAAAAUAUGAUUUUAUCUGUGUUCCAUUGGUACAUCCUUUGCUCAAGAGAGAAUUUCUAUCAGGCCCUGCCAAAGAUCGUCCAGGACCAUUUACUAGACCUGAUAUCAUUUUAAAUAGUUCAGAUUGGAAUAAUUUAAUUAUUGGUAAAUUCUCACCAUUUAUCAAUGUGGACUCGGCCAAUCCAAUUGUUAGGAAAAAUAGCGAAGAAGCUUUGAAUCAAGAAUUAGGCUUGGCCAUGCAUUUUGGUUUGUCAGGCGUAACUUUUAAAUUAAUGAGUGGCAUAGGAAAUAAUAUGAAUCUCGCAAGAAUUAUUUGUGAGAAAUUGACAAGUAAUUAUAUUUUCCAGGUUUGGAUACAAAUACCUAUGGAAAAUCCAAUCAAGCAAACCUAUUCUUACAGAGAGGAGGAUUGUCCAACGGCUGAAAAUCCUUGGGAAUGGUGGAAUGCAUUUAGGAUAAUAUGCGACUAUAAUAGAAAAUUAGGAGUCGCAUUAAUCGUUAGUCAUGAUCUGCCUGAAUCGGAAGAGUCUUUGAAUGUAAAGAUUGACAGAUGGCUCGGGGAGCCAGUGAAAUGCUUGAUUUUACCAACGACGAUCUUUUUAACUAAUAAGAAAGGAUACCCGGUGUUAAGUAAAGCACAUCAGGCAUUAGUCAAGAAAUUUGCCACAUUAGAAGUACAGUUUAUAUUAACAGGCGCAUCACGCUACAGGAGUAUUAGCUAUUAUUACAAUUACCUUGACUAUUUGUGGAAGGGAUGUCAAAAUAGCGGAGCAGUGGAAAGAUUUGCUCGUGGGUACGAGGAUUAUUUGCAAUGUCCGUUGCAACCUCUAAUGGAUAAUCUCGAGUCGCAAACUUACGAGAUAUUCGAGAAGGAUCCUGUGAAGUACCGAGAAUACCAGAGCGCUAUAUACGAAGCCAUAAAGGAUAUCACACCGAAGGUCAACGCGGAAGGGAGGAGGAUAGUAAUCAUGGUGGUUGGUGCCGGAAGAGGACCCCUCGUAACAGCAUCUCUGAACGCUGCAGAGAUGGCCACGCAGGAAGUGAAGGUAUAUGCGGUGGAAAAGAAUCCUAACGCCGUGCUAACUUUGCAGGCUCUCGAGAGAGAUGUGUGGGAAGAUAAAGUCACGGUGGUGUCGUGCGACAUGAGAGAAUGGGACGCGCCCGAAAAGGCCGAUAUCAUUGUUUCCGAACUACUUGGAUCCUUCGGCGAUAACGAAUUAUCUCCCGAAUGUUUAGACAACGUUCUGAAGUUUCUACGAGAUGACGGAAUUAACAUACCGCAAUCAUAUACUUCGUAUAUCGCACCUAUACAGUCCUCUAAAUUAUACAAUGAGGUAAGGCAGCUCAGAGACAAAGAUAAACAUCCAUUGACUAAUUUCGAGACUCCCUACGUGGUGCAUCUUCAAAAUAAGUACGACAUAGCGAGUCCACAACCACUUUUUACAUUUAUACAUCCGAACAGAGCUAGUGCUAUCGACAACUCGAGAUACGAGACGAAAACCUUUGAUGUACAACAAGAAUGCGUGUUGCAUGGGUUUUCGGGAUACUUUAUGACGGUUCUGUACAAAAAUAUCACAUUGAGUAUAGAACCGAGCACGUAUAGCCCGGAAAUGUUCAGUUGGUUCCCAAUUUUCUUUCCACUUAAGGAGCCGGUGAAUCUGAAGGCGGAGGACCAAUUAGUAGUUCACUUCUGGCGAAAAUGUAGUUCUAAGAAAGUGUGGUACGAAUGGUGUAUCAGCCAGCCCAUUCCAGUCUCGAUUCACAAUCCAGGCGGACGUUCUUACACCAUUGGAUUGUAGUUUAAUAAUUCUGUCACUUUCACCAAUCAUUUUUGCCUUUCAUUUAUUCAGACAAAUCAGGGACGUACAAUGAAAUAAAUAGCUCAUUAUAUUUGGACUAUAGACAAAUUUUUGCAAUACAGUUCGCGACAAAUAUCUGGGCAACAUUACAUGAUGUGAAACAGUAUUUUCAUAUUCCUUUCGUUUGUUAUUUGUAAAGUUGUCCGGUGAAUUAACGCAUUAACUGCAGGGAAUGAUGUGUCUCAUCUUUGAUAGCGAAUUCAAUCAUCCAUAUUAUACCCAGAUCCAAUGUAUCCCAAAGAUUGCUACACAUUAAGGCCCAUAUUCUAAAUUCUCUUUUGAUUGAUAAAAGUCUUUAAAAGUGGCUUAGAAAUUACUUGAUCAGCUGAGAAGCCACGUUCAAGGCUUUUAUCGAUAAAAAAAAAAGAAAGAGUUCAUAAUACGGAUCAAAGUAUACAAAUAAAAUGGCGUAACAUAGGCACUUUGACGAUGGAAUAAUUGAGACUCUUGAGCAAUCACUGUGACUGUCCUUGUUUGGUGACGUCAGAAGUGAGAAAAACGCAUGCCGAGAUUUCUUGCGUUAUACUUUUUAAAUAAAAGGAUAUAUCCACAAAAUGACGUUUAUGAUCGAUUCAGCACACUUGUAAAAAUGUCCGUAUACUUUUCUUUUACUCGAACAAUCAGUAAACAGCCGCAAAAUUAUCAGCAUGUACCAAUCGGGCGGGAGUGAUCGAAUUCGCCAUUAGAAAGAAUGUGUCCAGCUUGACAUAUUAAUGCUACUUCAAUUUAGUUUUAUUGAUAGACGUACUUAGAAACAGAAUUGUUUCCUCAUCUGGUAUAUAAAUUCAGUUGCAUAAAUAAUAAUCAUUGACACUGUGAGACAAAAGAAACAAUAGGGGAAUACAGAUAUGAAAGAUAAUCGAUGCUUGGAAAGAUACGAUGGACACCGGUCAUUCCGUGGUUUUUCUUUUAUACACUUACUACGACAUAUAUAUAGUAUGAUUCAGUAUAUUAUGCUGAUAUUGUACAUACAGUAUCACAUAAUAUGGCAUAUAUGACAGAGAUGAUCUCUGAGGUCACUGAUAUCGAAUUUUGAUAACUCACAUUACGAUAUAUUCUCGAAGCGUAUGCUACUAUCAUCUGCUUAAACUCACGUGAUUAAGUACGCAGCUUGGAUAACACUGUGUAAAUUUGACAUGUUGUAACAUUAUACUAAACGUUGCCCAUGUAAUAACGGUCUCUUAUAUACGGAAUGUAUAUUUAAUGUACAUUCAAUUUUCGUAAUGAAUUUCUACUUUGUUCAAUCUUAACGUACAAGGGUAGUUUUUUCAUCUCUUAUAUAAUCACCUUCAGUUCCUUGAACGGAUUAUCCUGUCGAAACAGUGUGUAUAUCGAUGUGUGUGUGUGUGUGUAUGCGAUAUAUAUAAACAAUAUAUAAGAUAGAACAUUUGAU